Molecule: messenger RNA, 4235 nt
Organism: Pantherophis guttatus
Lineage: Eukaryota; Metazoa; Chordata; Lepidosauria; Squamata; Colubridae
Source: RefSeq, a predicted model, not a curated record
CAGCUGGUGCCACUUAACAGCACUUUAGUCUGCUGCGCCACCAAGGCUCUUGUAUAAGAUUUUCAUCCAUGGAAUCCUUCCCAAGCUGUCUCUUGGUUUGUUGAAAUCAGCUGCUUUAAAGUCUAAGUCCUUAGUUUGAUUUUGCUCUAAUGCUUGUGUCUGCAAUAUAUUGAAUUCCAGUAUGACAUGGUCACUCUUCCUCCAAUUUACCUGCAACCCCCCCUAUAAUUUCCUCUCUGCUAGUAAAAAUUUAGAUCACUAUAGGACCGUGAUGGCGAACCUAUGGCACUCGUGCCACAGGUGGCACGCGGAGCCAUAUUAGUGGGCACGCCAGCUCAGCUCUGGGGCGCAUGCGCGCACCGGCCAGCUGAUUUUCAGGCCUUCUGGGCCCACCAGAAGUCUCCCCCCAAAUUAUCUGCAACUUCAACCCCCCCCUCCCCUAUAAUUUUCUCUCUGCUAGUAAAAAUUUAGAUCACUAUAGGAGAUCCUUAGUUCCCUUUUCUACCUUUUGGAUGACAAGUUGUCAUCUAGAUUCAUGAGGAACCUUUUAAGACAGGGUGACAAACUGGCGGCCCAUGGGCUGGAUGCGUGACAUGCAGGCCACACCCACCCCAGCUCCAUAAAUGGGUAGAAUGUCAUAAAAUGUCACAUGACGGCAACAUGACAUGGCAAGUUUGACACUGGUGCUUUAAGACAAGAUUGGCCAGCCAUUUGUCUGGAAUGUUAUAGGGUAUCCUGCCUGAGAAGGAGAUUGGACUAGAAGACCUCCAAGGUCCCUUCUGACUCAUAACCUAUUCUGUUACGGGCUUGCUAUUCUCUUGGCAACCAAAUUGCACGGAUUCUGCCACUAGUCUUUUUCUAGGGUUUAUGUUUUUUAACUUCCAGGUCUUGCCAAAAGCACGGUAUUUCUACUGACCGUAUUUUUAGGACUAUAAGACGCACCUGACUAUAAGACGCACCUAAAUUUAGAAGAGGAAAACAACAAAAAAAAGGUUUUGGCCUAUCUUUUUUCGGGCCGUUUCCAGCCUUUUUUCGGUCUUUUUCUGGGGCUAUUUUCACCCCAUUUUUGAGUGCUUUUUUCAGCUCGUCUUUGAGGCUUUUUUUGGCUUGUUUCUGGGGCUUUUUUCCCUGUUUUUGAGGCUUCCCGCCCCCUGUUUUUGAGGUUUUUUGGGGGCUGUUUUGAGGCUUUUUUGGUCAAUUUUUGAGGCUUUUUUGUCCCAUUUUUGAGGCUUUUUUUCUGGCCUGUUUUUGAGGCUUUUUUUGGCCUGUUUUUCCGAAAAACCGUUCCUGUGCUUUUGAAGGUGCAGGAAAAGGAGAGACACCAACUUGGGUUCUGCCAACCGUUGCACAUUUAUGAUGACUGCAGCAUCCCACACUCAGGAUCCCCGUUUGUGACCUUCUCAGCUAGAUUCUGAAGCAAAAUUAGUAGGGAUGCCAGCAGGAAAUUGCAAGUCGCAGUUUGUGGAACAGAUGCAAGUUGGCACUGUCAUGUGACAUCAUGCUUCCUGACCGGCUGCUUAGUGACACAGAAGCCAGUCCCAAUUGCACUCAACAAAGAGGAUGGCAAUAAGAGCACUCUGGACAACUGAGAAUAACAAGCAACGUUGAAAAGGAAAUAAAAUUGAGCCAGAAAUCAAAAUAUAUUCCAUUUCCUUCAGAAAAGCACACAAUUCUCCUUCUCCAGCAGCUAAUAGACAAAAGAGAGAAAAUUAACAUGAGAUUUUGAGCUGGAAAAAGUAGAGGAUACGAAACUCAAGAAUACAUUGCAUGAAAGAUCAAGGAAGAUUAUUUUUCACUCAGAAAAAGAUGGAAAUAGCUGGAAGUUAGAGGGAAGGAAAAGGUCUUAUUGGGCAGGGCACAUAGGACAGACAAUGAUACAGGCCUUGCUCUGGGAAGAAGCAAACGGCUUUAAUCAAAGCACCACUAAACAAUAGAUCACACAUAUUUUUGACCUCAAGAAUAUCAGUUGUGGAAAAGCUCCAUAGAUCUGCCUAUUGUAGAAAAAGCACAGAUUGCAAAUCAUAGCUGAUUUAACAAGAAGAUCCCAACUGUACAAAAGCCAUACAAAUUAUCUGAAUAUGCCAAAAAGUUUGGUCAGAACAGCUUCCUUGUGGUUCAUGGAACGACUCACACAGGAGAGAAGCCAUAUGAGUGCUCCCGAUGUGAAUACUUUAGUGAACAUGGCAACAUGGUGAUACAUCACGUAAGAGUGUCCAAAUUGUGUGAAAGUAUCAUUGGAAAUUACCAUCUCAUGAGACAACAAAGGACACGCACAGGAGAGAAAGCCUUUCAAUGUCCUGAUUGUGGGAAAAGUUUCAGAAACAAUUCCAGCCUGGUGACACACCAGAGGACUCACACAGGAGAGAAACCAUUUGAAUGUCCUGAUUGUGGGAAAAGUUUCAGUCAGAAUUCCAACCUGGUGGCACACCAGAGGACUCACACAGGAGAGAAACCAUUUGAAUGUCCUGAUUGUGGGAAAAGGUUCAGUCAGAAUUCCAGCCUGGUGACACACCAGAGGACUCACACAGGAGAGAAACCAUUUGAAUGUCCUGAUUGUGGGAAAAGAUUCAGAAACAAUUCCAGUCUGGUGGCACACCAGAGGACUCACAUAGGAGAGAAACCAUUUGAAUGUCCUGAUUGUGGGAAAAGUUUCAUUCACAAUUCCAGCCUGGUGAAACACCAUAGGACUCACACAGGAGAGAAACCAUUUGAAUGUCCUGAUUGUGGGAAAAGUUUCAGUCGCAAUUUUGACCUGGUGACACACCAGAGGACUCACACAGGAGAGAAACCAUUUGAAUGUCCUGAUUGUGGGAAAAGUUUCAGUCGCAGUUCCAACCUGGUGAGUCACCAAAAGAUUCACACAGGAGAGAAACCCUUUGAAUGUCCUGAUUGUGGGAAAGAUUUCAGUCAAAAUUCCCACCUGGUGACACACCAGAGGACUCACACAGGAGAGAAACCAUUUGAAUGUCCAGAUUGUGGGAAAAGUUUCAGUCAGAAUUCCAGCCUGGUGACACACCAGAGAACUCACACAGGAGAGAAACCAUUUGAAUGUCCUGAUUGUGGGAAAAGUUUCAGUCGCAAUUCCCACCUGGUGACACACCAGGAUACUCACACAGGAGAGAAACCAUUUGAAUGUCCAGAUUGUGGGAAAAGAUUCAGUCAGAAUUCUGAGCUUGUGAGACACCAGAGGACUCACACAGGAGAGAAACCAUUUGAAUGUCCUGAUUGUGGGAAAGGUUUCAGUCAGAAUUCCCACCUGGUGAAACACCAGAGGACUCACACAGGAGAGAAACCAUUUGAAUGUCCAGAUUGUGGGAAAGAUUUCAGUCAAAAUUCCCACCUGGUGAUACACCAGAGGACUCACACAGGAGAGAAACCAUUUGAAUGUCCAGAUUGUGGGAAAGAUUUCAGUACUAAGACUAGCCUUUUAAAUCAUGUGCUUAUACACAUGGGAGAAACCAUUUAAGUGCCCCAAGAGUGGACGGUGCUUCAGGAAACAUUCCACCCUUAUUGCACACAAGAAAAUGUGCAUGGAUUUUCCAAAGUGAUGAGUGAUGAUCUAAAGCAGUGGUUCCCAAAGGGGCCGUACCAAAGUUGGGGGCCGGUGGGAUGACUUAGGGGGGCAGUAAGAAGCAAGGGGGCAGCAGGGAGGCGCUAGAGGCAAAAGGGUGCGGCAGGGCGGCGCUAAGUGGUAAGGAGGGUGGCCCCCACCCUUUGGCCUGUGCCUCGCAGCAGUUACCUCCUUGCAAGGAAACAGCAAGAAAAAACAGCUCCUUUCAGCUUCAGCACAGGCUAAUUAGCACAAGUUGAUUAGAUUGGCCUCCUGACUCUCAGCUGUUUUGCGCAGGGCUCUCCUGCUUGCUGCAAAGAGUGUUGGAGCAGGUUUUUUCCCCUUGUGCUAAUCAAGCUAUGCUGAAAACGAAACUGAAAGUAAAGCCUGCUGUUUGCUGUUUGCUGCAAGGAAAAAUGAGGCAGAGGCAGAGGGAGAUUUGUUUUUCUUCUUUUUCCUCACUAAAAAAGGUAGGUGCAAACAAUGGGAAAUUUAGGGCGGGAGAGGAGAGUUCAAAAUUUUAAAACACAAAAGAAAAAAAGGGGAAAGAAAAAGGCAAAAAUAAAAAUGGGAAGGGAGAAAAAGAAAUGAAAGAGAAAGAUGUUAUACAUAUUUAGAAUUGAAAUAUGAAUAAUAGUAAGAAAUAAAUGGGAAAUCAUGAUUGUAAAAAUGAAAUGAAUAAUAA